Messenger RNA from Anguilla anguilla (European eel), 4539 nucleotides. RefSeq names its product RAS guanyl-releasing protein 1-like. The coding region runs from base 34 to 2532 and encodes 832 amino acids. NCBI's taxonomy places the organism in Eukaryota, Metazoa, Chordata, Actinopteri, Anguilliformes, Anguillidae. The transcript has 17 exons. Gene Ontology annotation, cellular component: plasma membrane. The record is from RefSeq and is a predicted model, not a curated record. Gene Ontology annotation, molecular function: guanyl-nucleotide exchange factor activity; calcium ion binding. Gene Ontology annotation, biological process: Ras protein signal transduction; positive regulation of GTPase activity.
AAUUCGGUUCAUCCUCAUUGAGAAGUCUGAACAAUGGUGAGUGAACAUUCACGGGACAGAGCGCGCUAUGACAAGCACACAGUGAGAAGAGCCGGCAUGGAUAGUCUUGUUGCUCCGCUUGUUGCCCAGUAUCUUACGAUGGGCUACCAGUCAAAAGAGAAUGACCAGUGUGGAAAUGCGAGUUUAGGAACAAGCGGGAAGGAAAAAGAAAAUACGCGCCUCUCUUCAGGAUGUCCCUCUGCGUCCAAGGUCGCCUCUCACUUACGACCCCAUCGCAACAGGCCUAGCUUGGCCCAGAUUACACAGGUCAAGGUCAUGAUGUCCCUGGGUCAGUUCACCAAGGGGGCCAGCUGGGAGGAGCUGCUGCAGGCCUGUGUGCAGUCAUUUGAUGCGGAGGGGAGCCUGUGCAGAAGCAACCACUUGCUGCACAUCACCCUAACCAUGCACCGACUUCUCAUGUCCUCCAGUGACCUCCUGGAAAAACUGAUCACUCUUUUUGAAAGUGCUUUGGAGAAGGAAAGCACGGUUGAGUGUCAUAAGAUCUGCUAUUUGAUCAGAUACUGGAUAAGGGAGUUUUGGACAAUGUUUCGAUUGCACAGUAGUCUAUCGGACGCUAUAGAAGGCUUCCGGGAUCUGAUGAGAGAACAGGGCCAGGAGAGAUUGUGCCCCCUCCUGGAGACGAAAUGGAUAGGCGAGAGGGACUGGUCACGAAAGGCCAGCCAGAGGAUAAAGGCCAACAGCAGUAAGAAGAGGAAAGUGUCACUGCUCUUCGAUCACCUGGAGCCCGAGGAGCUGGCUGAGCACCUGACCUACCUGGAGUUCAAGUCCUUCUGCAGAAUAUCAUUUGCAGAUUACCAGAACUACAUACGUAGUGGCUGCAUGAAGGAUAACCCGCUGAUGGAGCGCUCCAUUACCCUCUGUAACGGGAUCUCCCAGUGGGUCCAGCUCAUGGUCCUAAGCCGGCCCACGGCCCAGCUCCGGGCUGAGGUCUUCACCAAAUUCAUCCAUGUUGCCCAGAACCUCCAUCAAAUGCACAACUUUAACACACUAAUGGCAGUGGUGGGAGGCCUCUGUCAUAGCUCCAUCUCCAGACUGAAGGACACCAGCUCUCAUGUACCCAGCGAGGUCACCAAGGUGCUGAAUGAAAUGACGGAGCUGCUGUCGUCCUGUAGGAACUAUGACAACUACAGGCAGGCGUACAGCAGGUGUACAGGAUUUAAAAUCCCCAUCCUAGGGGUUCACCUCAAGGACCUCAUCUCUGUCAAUGAGGCCAUGUCCGACUACGUGGACGACGGCAAGAUCAACGUGCAGAAGCUGCAGGCCCUUUAUAACCACAUCAAUGAACUGAUCCAACUCCAGCAGACACCGCCACGCCUGGACGCCAACAAAGACCUGGUCCACUUACUGACACUGUCUCUGGACCUGUACUAUACUGAGGAUGACAUCUAUGAGCUGUCCUAUGCCCGGGAGCCUAAGAACUGUAAGGCGCCGCCUGCUACCCCCUCAAGACCCCCGGUGGUUGUGGAUUGGGCAUCUGGCGUGGCCCCAAAACCAGACCCCAGAACCAUCAGCAAGCACGUUCAGAGGAUGGUGGACUCUGUAUUUAAGAACUAUGACCAUGAUGAGAACGGCUACAUCUCUCAAGAGGACUUUGAGAAAAUCGCUGCUAGCUUUCCCUUCUCCUUCUGCGUGAUGGAUAAAGAGAAAGAGGGAAUGAUCAGCAGGGAGGAAAUCACAGCCUACUUCAUGAGAGCCAGUGUCAUCUGCUCCAAACUGGGCCUUGGUUUUGUCCACAACUUUCAGGAGACCACCUAUAUGAAGCCCACCUUCUGCGACAACUGCUCUGGAUUUUUGUGGGGUGUUAUUAAACAAGGCUACAGAUGUAAAGACUGUGGGAUGAACUGCCACAAGCUGUGCAAGGACCAGGUUGCUUUUGAGUGUAAGAAAAACACCAAGAGCAGCAGCACCGCCGACAGCAGCCCCACGGCUAGCUCCACUCCCACCACUGCAGGUCCCCUGGGUUCCAGAAGCUACGAGCAGGGGUCAGAAGAGGGACCAUUCACAUACCCCGGUGACGAAUCUACUGAAAACAGUGAACGGGGUAAAGACUGGCACCCUGUCUCUCCCGCUACCCCCAACGUGAAACGUCCCACUGACCAGCCGCUGCGGCCCCUGGGGGUCCACAAGAGCACCCAGACCGAGUGGCCCCAGACCCCGGAGAUCAGCCCUCCUCAGACGUCUCUCCUGACCCCUGGGCCUGCAGCCCUCACUCCUUGCCCCAGCCCGGUUCCCGUGCGCAAACGGGCCUACGCCAAGUGGGAGAACCGGGCGUCCACGGUGCAGAAGCCAAAAGAGCCGGAUGACCAGAACAAGCCAACCUACGAGCAGCUGGAAAAGCAGAAUCAGUCUCUGCAGAAGAGCAACGAGACACUGCACCGGAAGCUCAGGGAGGUGGAGCGAGAGGUGGAAAUUCUGCAGACCCUCCUGAAGAGACACUCCCUGCACCCUGUGGAGGAGGACUCAUCGUCCUAAUGAGGGCAGCCGCGCCUUGUGUACAUAUACUCACACACUGUCAGAGCUGGAACUCCGCCCUCUGUCAUUCUCAGAGCCAGUCACGGCAACAAGGGGCUGGAGCUCCACCCACUGAUUGGCUGAGCCGUGCACAGGAAGAGGUGCAGAGGUUCCCUCAGCGCACACUCCCUGUCACACUGGCAAGGACCAGAGCUCUACCCACAAAGGACACAGCGCCACAGGCCAGACAAAAGACACCAGAGCAUCUCAAAAUUUGAAAACGGGGGCAAGAGCUCCACCCACCAGUGUACAUAAGUAUUUAUAUCAAGAGUGGCUGAAGCUCCAUCAGACGGUAUAUCUAUUCAUGUCAAGAGGAAACUGAGAUCUAUCCACACUGACCAGGCGGCCUGAAGAUCCUCCCAUAAUUAUGUAGCUCUUACAGAGCUACCGCAGUGGGAGCCAUUGUUGGUGGAAGGCUGUACCUGAGAUGGAGAUGCAGUUGUUCAGAGAGUGAGCUUAGCUUCUCAUGACCUGAAAUCUGGUUAGGACUCUUCUAAAACCCAGAUUCAGUGUUGUGUACGUGUUGUCUUGUCCUUGCAUAUAAAUAAGCAGAAACAGAAUUAGCCUAUUAUUUGUUUUAAUGUUUACUCAUGAAGUACUUUCUGUAUGUUUGAUAGGCCUUCUAGCUAUAUUUACUUUAGAACACUACAGGAACAAAGUUAUUGUAAAUAACUGGAGUAUGACAUAUAUAAUGGACUUCAAUGUGCUAACAGGCCAUUAUUAGUGUUGGGGGUUUAUUGCAUUGCUUUAUAUUUGUUACAUUAGAAUGAAAUCCCAGUCCAUGGGCACAUGUUUGUGUGAAAUGUGAAGCCUGUGUUACAGGAAGUCACGUAUAGCCAAUAAAAUUGCAAGAUAACAUUGCGAUAUUCAUUAUAGUCAAUUCAAAAGUGAUUUAAAUUGGCAUGAUUCUAAGCAUUAUCUCAUCACAUGAAGUUAAUAUCAUGUUCAAGCAAAGAUUACUGUUCCUACCUGUGUAUAGCUAUAUGUAAACUGGUUAAUUAAAUGGUAUAAAAAACGUGAAUAUCAAGUGCUUUAACAUUUGAGAUCUGAGACACGUACAAGUAAAAACAUGAAUAGGUAGGACACAUCAUAACCCUGUCAUAUGUGCAGUAUCGGCACAUGGAUUGAAUAUUGAAAAGUUGCAAGUGCAUUGCAGAUAGACUGCACUGUGCUGCAAGCUUAAUAGUAUUCUGUUGCAAUUCACGCUGCACAAGCUGUGUGUAAAUCACUUCCUGUUACACGGGCUUUAUUCUGGUUUGCUGCAGUCAGCAGUGCACACAGGAAUAUUACUGUAACUUUCUGAUUAACUUGGGGCCUUAUUUACAAAACAGUCUUGUGGUCAAAUCGUAUAUUAAAUAGUGCUUAUGUAGAAAACCAUGACUAAGCAGUUAUUUAUAAAAUCCCACUUUGACAUGGAUAUGAUUGUAUCCCUACAUAAAGUUUACACUAGACAUAAGUUAUUUACCGGAUGGUUGUGUGGAGAUACUGCAUGUUUUAGGGCUGUGCGUGAAUCCCCGAAGUGGGCUGUCUGUGCGCUUUAAGAACAACAUGCAAUUUUAGGCUGGAAGAGUGCAAGAAGUGUGAGAAUGUAACCUUAUUUAGAGUCAAAUGGUUGUUAAUGGCCACAUUCACAAGACAUGGUAAAUGUAAGGCACGUUCAUGUGGGAUCAAAUUGAAGUUCAUUUGAGAUUUAUACAUCAUAGGUGCUUAAGGCACAUAUGCGACUUGUGAGCACCAAUGUAAGCAUUUUUUUAAUCUGUUAUUUAAAAAAAUCAAGCAUAAGCACAACUUGGGAAACAAUUUUAAGAUGAACAUUUUUAUUGAUGAGGCCCCAGGUAUUCUCACUGUGCUCCAAGAACCAUUCAUGCCAGUAAUGGCACAAUAAUAACCAGGAACAGUGUAAUUGAAUUGUGGACUAUGUGUAUGUACCAUUAAUGUAAUGUAUGAUUAAAAUACAUUGUGAAUACG